UUCUUCCAACUCUCCUUCUGUAGCAUCAACUCCAUCUACCUCUUACCUUCCUAUCUACCUAUACCAUAACUUCCAGUCAAUCAUCGAUCCUAAACACCUCCCCAUACCCACCCUCCAACAUAUUUCCAAAAAGGUAGUGCAAAGACCACCAAAGAACUGGACUGCAUCACCUUGAUCGAAGCCAUGCGGGAGUUCAAGAUUCUGACUUCAACAAUCCUGAACAAAAUCAUAAAUUCCUUAUAAAACCUCAUCAGAACUUAGCGAUUAACAGUUCAGCUCUGUGCAGUCUGGUGAAGGAAAUGAGAGUAUUAUGGAUCUGUUGAAGAGAGCUAAUAGGAAGAAUACUGAAAAGGUUAAUAUAGGGGGUUGGGGUGAAGAGAUUGGAAGAGUGAUGAACGAGGUCAAGGCAAAGAAGUUGUUCAAGAAUGAUAGGAAGAUUUUGAAAGGUAAGGCAGGCAAGGAGAGUGGGAAUGGAGUCAUUGGGGCUAAAGUUUGGAAUUUAGGCAUUAACUGAGGUUGGUCGAGUAAUUAG
Molecule: messenger RNA, 532 nt
Organism: Moneuplotes crassus
Lineage: Eukaryota; Ciliophora; Spirotrichea; Euplotida; Euplotidae
Source: the annotation of a GenBank genome assembly